Messenger RNA from Clonostachys solani, 534 nucleotides. The record is from the annotation of a GenBank genome assembly. Lineage: Eukaryota; Fungi; Ascomycota; Sordariomycetes; Hypocreales; Bionectriaceae.
AUGAGAAGGGGGGGGCUGAAAUCACUGAGAAUGAGAAGGCGGGAGUUAAAAUUAAUGAGGGCAAGUUUAGAGAAUACUUCAACGGCUUGCCCUGGGCUAAGAAGCUUAAGUUCCUUGCUUUAUGUCAAGGGCAAGGUGGAGUGUAACAUCUACGGAAAAGUAUUCAUCAGGCUAUACAAACUAAGCAUAGAAAACAUAGCAAGCGGCAUAAAAAGCCCUACAGGUGCACAGUCUAUCUAUAUGAGAAGACAUUCAGUACACACCCUACUUGAGAUGUGGGUAUAUAAAAAGAACUAUGGAAAGAUCUUCGGCCGCCAUAAGCAGUUUAAGUUGCAUCUGGAGGACUUGUAUUAUAAGAUGAGCCCCCCUACAAAGGAGGCGAAGCUCGAGGACAACAGGCAGAAUAUACCCUCCGCGUCCUCAUUCUGGUGUGGGUUCUACUGCUAUAUAGUCCCCUUUACUAGCGAUAUAAGCGAUCCUCAGGGUAUCCGCUUCGAUUAUAUUAAUGACUAUUUUAUAGGCCGCUGUGAUUAG